GGUCAUGAAUAUGCAUUAGCUUGAACUUUCCGGAAAUGGUACAAACACACCCGGACGAAUCACCUGUAAUUUAACCAGUUCAAGCGGAACAAGGACAUAUGAUUAUGAAUGUAUGCCGUUUCAGAAGUGAUUAAUGUCAACGUAAUGUUUAGGGGUAUUCUUUGAAGUCAUUUGAUAAUCUACAAGGAAAGCAGAAACAGCGAACACGCUCACGCUGCACACGAUCAUCACGAAGCAACUGUACGGUCCCACGUCCUGAUAUCUGUAUUGUAGACCAUACUAAAUUUCAUCAACUUUGAGCCUGAGGGGGAAGACAGGAAAGCGUUGCCAUGGAUUUUGGAUCCUCCCACAUUUUCACUGAGGUGGGAUCAGACACAGAGGAGAUCACGGCCGCUGACCUCCAAGCCCAAAAUGGCAUUUAUCAACCACUAGGAUCAACAUGGGCCCCGCAGGGAAAUGCUGUCAGCCAAGCCAAUGAAGAGGAACAGGGCUACGAUCAUCUUGCUAGUUUUAAACCAGAAGGUGAUGGUGGUGCUUCACAACCACCAAAAUCAUCAGAUGAUGCUCUUUUUGAAGGAGAAUCUCAGGACUAUCAUGUGCUGUAUGACAACUUUAUGGGAGAUAUAAAGGGAGGACGAGCAGGAGCAGGAGCAGGCAAUGAACCGAUUUACGAUAACAGAAGUCCCCAGAAGGCAUCGACCAAAAGCAGUGACUACGCCAAACCUUAUGACUACCUGAAGCGCCAGAGUCACCCCUAUGAAUAUGCUGGUCCUGGGUCGUUUAUUGGAAGCGCCCCUCCCCCUCUACCCCCGAUGAGGAAGAAGGAAGGAGCAGCUGACCCCAUGGAUGAGCCUACCUAUGAAGCCUUCCGUGAAGGAGAGUAUCAGUCUCUUCUGAGAAACGCCUCAUCUAAGAUUCGUCGAGCUGAUACUAACAUUGUUGCAGUAAAGUUUGAUAAGCUGGUACAGGCAGAGAGCCCAGUGACGGGGUCACCAGUCUUCUGUGGUAGCUGCGGAGCUGCCAUGUCACAUCUCAGUAAGAUAUCACAGUUGUACUCAGGAAAGUUCUGGAUCUGUGAGUUCUGUGAGCAUGAAAACCCUGCUGCUGAUGGUACAGUCAUACCUACAACAGAGGACAGUACCUAUGUGACCGGACCAGGUUCGGGAGGCGAUGCAGACCCCCUUGUCAUCUUCUGCGUGGAUGUAUCCGGUAGCAUGGCUGUUACUACAGAGGUGUCAAGUGAAGUUUCUGUGCAAGGCAGGCGCAGUGAUGAACAGGUGGCCCUCCAGGCUUACCAGGAGGAGCUGGACGCGGCUGAGCAGAGGUCAAGGGUCGCCCACCAGGAGGCUCUCGAUGCCCAGAUGCUGGCUGACUAUCAAGAGACCAUUGAAGGCCAGGUCCAAGCCUUAGCCCAGAUCCAGAUCGCAAGGACCGCAUCGACGGCAUCGUCCGUUGCACCAUCAACUCAAGCCACAGCACAGGCACCAGCCACACCCUCUGCCCCGCCCCCUACCCUCCCCCGUCCUGCCUCUGUGGUCGGUGGUGCCCAGGCUGGUGGGCAGAGAGAGCUGGAAGAGAGGUACAGCGCUGCACCCCAGAGGUCCCCUGCUGGCUCCCAGAAGCCUGCUGCACCCCCAAGGCCUGCUGCACCACCGAGACCAGCUGCACCACCUCAGCCCAAGAAGCAUGUCUCGUAUGUCUCCAGACUUCAGUCCAUGCAGUCAGCCAUACAGCAGCAAGUUGAUAAACUACGAGCAGAGAAUAGUCACAAGAGGGUCGGACUGGUAGCAUUCAACAACAAUGUGACUGUGAUCGGAGACGGCAGCCUUGAUCCGGUGCCCCUAGAGGGCGCUGGUCUAACCGACAGAGAGAGCCUGAUCAGCCUCGGACAGAACUUCCCUCUUCCUGGUCCCAUAUCAGAGGUUCAUCGCUGUCUCACAGAAAAGAUAUACAGCUUAACAGAGAGCGGUCAGACCGCGUUAGGCCCCGCCCUCCUGAUCGCCAUCUCCAUGGCAGCACAGAAGCCAGGGUCAAAGGUCAUCAUGUGCACCGACGGAUCAGCCAACGUCGGGUUGGGGGCGCUCAACGACAUGGACAAUGACGCGGCCUAUGAACAAGCAGCAGCCUUCUAUGACGAGGUCGGCAACUUUGCCCGAGACUCCGGUGUAUGUGUAUCAGUACUAACGCUAGAAGGAGAGGACUGUAGGGCUAUUGAGCUCGGGAGUGUAGCGGACAAGACAAGAGGACAGGUGAGCAUCGUUCAACCCAAUGAUCUCAACCAGCAGUUUGCAGACAUUCUAGCAGACCCAGUCCUAGCAACCAAUGUUUCAGCUAAGAUGGUCCUCCACAAAGGCCUGUUUUUGAAGGAUGGUGAGAGCGACAACCCAGAAAGCCAAGCAACCCAUAACGUUGGGCUUGUGACAGCCGACUCAGAGACUACUUUUGAGUUUGGAGUGAGGAGAAAAGAAGUGUUAUAUGACAACUUUGGUGGAACUACAGUUGUGGAGAGAGUGGAGGAAGAGCCGAUCUACGAGAGCGUGGCCCAGACCAUGAUUGAAGGUCUAGAGAAGCUGCCGUUCCAGGUCCAGAUCCGCUACACAGGCCGUGAUGGUCUGGACUACCAGAGGAUCCUAACCAUGGAUAGGCCUGUCACCAAGGAUAGGAAGUUUGCAGAACAAAAUGCCAAUGUUGGUGUGAUUGGAGCCCAUGCGGCUCAGUCUGCAGCCAAGCUGGCUGUAGAGGGCGCCUAUGCCGAAGCACAAAUCAAUGCCAUCAUCACUCAGAAGCUUGUACAGAGAUGCACGCAACCAGAGGAAGGUCAAGAGCCGGAGCAGGAGGGCAUCUAUCAAACGUUCUUAGCCAACAUGGCUCCUAUCAAUUCUGAAAUUACUCGUGCUCAUCAGCAAGAGUGGGAUGCUGGUGAAUACAUGGAGCUUGAAACAAGGAGCGAGGAAGAGAGCGAUGAGGAUGACGUUCCCUUGGUAACCAAGAACAAGAAGAAGAUGAGCAAGAAGAUGAAGAAUCGUCGCAAGAACGUUUCCGACCGGCAGGCCAGUGUCUUCUAUAGGAUGAAGGGAGCCACAACAAAGAUGUUCAAUAAACAGACCUACGACAUGGCAGAGGUGGUAUAGUUGUGACCUGCUGGGAACGGGUCCUGUGUAGAAUAUCAGGAGACAAUCACAUAUGGCGUGAACCCUCCUUUUACUGGCAAUUUCUAUCAAUUUAGUGGGAACAAGGAUUUAUGUCUGUCAGUCUACCGGGGGGUCGUUUCACAAAGAUCCUAAGUCAAAGUUAACUCUAAGUUGGACUUAAAUAUUAUGGAGAGCCAUUUGUAGCUUUAAAAUGACUCUGUAAAGUUGUCUCAGAUUCUGAAAUCCUGGAUUUAGCUCAUGCUGCAAUCAUAAUAUAAACCUUUAGGUCAGUCAGGAAUCCAAUGACUUUUACAAGCCGAUCACCUGUCUGAUUAUCAAGAUAUUUUCGAUUGGAAUUCGAAAUUUAAAAAAAUGUUCCCCCGAUGGUUUUAAUAACACUACAGUCUAUUGGGGACAAUGAGUGUGGUAUACCCGGUCAAGAUUUUUACUUUUUUUGAGCACUUCAUGAUCAUUUUGAAGCGCAAUUUUUUAGGGCUUCUAUAUUACACCAUAUCACAGACACUGAUAACACAUAGGGCCUUGUAUCUCAGAUUUGUAAAACUGGAAACAUUGUCUUUCAGUUAGCCUUGACCAUGUUAUCAUGUACAAGACAACUCAGCAACAGUUUAUCUUCCUUUUUUUUCAAGAGAGUGUUUAUAUUAAAGAAUAUAUUUGUUGUGUACAUGUACAUGCAUUCAUGUUAGUGUGUCAAAGAUGUAUUUGUCAGUCAUUGUGAUAACAUUUGCUUUCAAUAGGGUCAAAGAAAUCUUCAAGACAUCUACAGUAAGUUUAUACAAUGACAGUGUCCCAUUUUCCAUGAAGGGAUGCGAGUGCCUUGUUCUGAAAUUGUUUGAAAGAAUGCCUCAAUAGUCUUCUUUAUAUAAAAAUGUAUUCAUGUGCUUGUGUUAAAUUUGUAUUGUCUCGCAUUGUGACAUUGCUUGCAUUUAAAAAAUAUAUGUCAUUGCCUUGUUAUGAAAUGGAAAUAAAUGCUUCAAACUUUGUCUUUGAAUUCAAUUUCAUGUGAUCAAAGAUUAUGAGAAGAAAAAAAAUUGAAAUAUUUGGAUGAUAAUAAUAUAAAGUGGCCUUAAAUAAUGAAAUUUUAAUAAUCAGGAUUCUGUGUACCCUAAUUGAAAAUAUCACCUUUGAAUUUAUAUUUUUCAAAUUGAAAAUUUUAAUGUGAAAACGAAUAUCAUUAUUUAUUGUAUCGCAUGUAUAUAAAGCAACGGAUAACAAUUCCGACGUGAAAUCAUUUGGAUUAUGAUUGUUACAUUUUAUUUUGUACAAAUGUAUUUAAAACAAUGACAUUCCUUAUCAACAUCUGCUGAUCUGUAGUAUUCAACAUGUAUAUUAUGAACAUGAAAAACAAUGCUUAGGAUCAUUAUUAUUGUUUGUAUUAAGUAUAACAAGUAUUUGAAGGUAUUCCUGAUUUUGAUAAUGGAAAUGGCAACAAUUUGUACAAUUUUGGCAAAGUUAGCCAGUGCACGCAUGUAAUAUUAGAGUGCCUUGUGUUGUGAUGUGAGUACUGUAAGAAGCUAAAUUUAUUACUAUUAUUAUUAUUAUUAUCAUAAUAUUGUUAAAUUGAUCAAAAGUUAUAAAAUCAGUACUGCCAAAUCGACCUGUUUACUAAAGUUUUCAAUUAACGCAUGUACAGGUUCACCGACAUCCAAUUGAGACACUGGUCAAUUGUAAUAGGUGUUUAGAUGAGUUAAUUGUUGGCGAACUUGUACUAUGUCGGGCAAACCUCUGGCAAACUUUUUAGGUGUCAAGAGAAAUUGUUCAAAAUGUAUAGAUUAACAUCAGGGAACAGGUCUAUUCCCUUUACCUCUUAAUAAUUUAUCAGUACUAAAUAAAUUGUUACAAAAAUCAUGUAAUUUGCAUAAUUUUAUAUUUACUUUUCCAUUUCUUUAUCGUAUUAUUAUGUACGAAGGUGAUUUUGAGAAAAGUUGAAAUACUAUGUAUCUAAUAUACAUGUACAAUGUGUUUAUAUAUGUUUUUAGUUGCGCCGCUCCCAAACUUUGGAAUAACCUUCCACUAGACAUAAGAAAAGCCUUAUAUGUUUAAUACCGUCUUCGACUUUUGUUGAAGACGCACUUGUUUUCGGUAGCUUUUCAAUAUUUUUUGUUUCUGUGUGUCUCAAAAGUAGCACUGUUUAAGGAUGUUGCUUUCAUCACAGCGCAGUAGAGUAUAUUUGUUGUAGUAGCUGCGCUAUAAACAUUUAUCUAAUUAUUACUAUCAUAUUUCACUUCAAAUUAUUUACGAAGAGCAAGGCAAGAAAGAGGGCUUUAGCAAAGCUGAAAUAUGUCACCUUCAAAAGUGUUUCUUGCAUUAGACCUGUAGAGAUAAAUACUAACUUUUCUUCUUCUAAUCUUAUUGUUUAUUUUCAGUGCUUUUUAGCCUGUUAGCCAAGUGCCUUUUUUGUAACAUGCAUGCUAGAUCAUCUAUGUUCAUGUUAACUCUUUUUGAUUUAGUACUCAUAAUCUAAUGUAUAUGAUGUUUAACACUGGUUGUUGAUAUAGCUAUGAUAUAUGUAAGAAAUGUAAUGUCAUCUGAAUUGAUCUCUAAAAGUACUAUGUAAUUUUACUUUUUUGGUGGUAUCAUUUGGGGCUUAAUUCGUUAACAUUUUAUUUGAUUUCAUUUAUUAUGAGAUAUUGUUGGAUUAUGUACUUUGUAAUACUAUGUAGUACUAAAUAUAUUGAGAGUACUUUUUUAUAUCUAUGGCGCUCCAUUAGCUAAUAUUUUAUAACAGGUUUUAUUCCAUUUACCACUUUAAAGGUAUAUAAAGGAAUGUGUAAAGAAAACUAUAUGGAAAAGCCCUUAUAAAAGGAAAAACUAUAUAUGGUUUGAAAACAGAGUUAUAUGGCAUUUAGUCUUUCUUAAUAAUCAAAAUGUAUUCAUAUUUCUAUUUUAUGGAAAAUUUAUCAAUUCAAAUGAAUGUUACAGCUCAUUAGGAUAUGCAUAAAUACAGAAUUUAUUUGCUGGUUCAUAUGAAUGCAAAUGUCAGUAAAUUUCCACAAGUUUCCAGGCAUUCCAAGAUAUACUGAUUAUCAACAUUCUGUAUUUUAUAUUUUAUGUUACUUUUGUUUAUGGUUUUAUUUGGUAGUAUUUUAACUAUAUUUGUAGCUCGAUUCUAAUAGUGUAUUCCUUCUGAUCUUCAUGUCUUUCAAAGCUAAAUCAAUUCAAAACGAAAUAAAUUAUUUUAUUAAUCACAA
Messenger RNA from Strongylocentrotus purpuratus (purple sea urchin), 6340 nucleotides. Its product is annotated as circularly permutated Ras protein 1-like. Gene Ontology annotation, biological process: COPII-coated vesicle cargo loading; endoplasmic reticulum to Golgi vesicle-mediated transport; intracellular protein transport. The coding region runs from base 330 to 3131 and encodes 933 amino acids. The record is from RefSeq and is a predicted model, not a curated record. Lineage: Eukaryota; Metazoa; Echinodermata; Echinoidea; Camarodonta; Strongylocentrotidae. Gene Ontology annotation, molecular function: SNARE binding; zinc ion binding. The transcript is spliced from 24 exons. Gene Ontology annotation, cellular component: COPII vesicle coat; endoplasmic reticulum exit site.